AUCAAGGUGCUAAAAAUGCCGAGAUGAUUUCCUUCUGGAAUUCAAAUCAUGAUCGACGAAAUCACAUCAACAAACUGACAUAUUAAAUCAAGCAUGACUAUAAACGUCCUUAUCGUCGGCGCAGGCGCAGUUGGCGCAUUCUAUGGGUCCCGAAUCGCUCGAGUCCAAGAUACACAAGUUUCCGUUAUAUGUCGAUCAAACUAUAAAGCUGUCGUCGCCAAUGGCUUCAAUGUCACAUCACCGAAAUUUGGGGAAUACCAAUUUAUCCCGCAUCAAACAUUUUCCAAUCCCCAAGAAGCACGAGAGUCAGAUGAAUAUUGGGAUUUCAUUGUCGUAAGCACGAAGGCACUUCCAGAUGUUUGUGAUGAUUCCGAGAUUAUUGAAGGCCUUGUAAAAAAAGGUCAUACAUCUAUCGUGUUGAUUCAAAAUGGUCUUGGCGUCGAGGAACCAUAUUCGAAAAGGUUCCCAGUGUGUACCAUCUUAAGUGCUGUCACGAUUGUAAGCGCUGAACAGUCUUCCCCAGGUAUAAUUAAACAUAAUAGAUGGACAAGAAUAAGCAUUGGUCCAUAUUUGCCCGGAGUUACUGAAUCAACGAAGCUGAAUGAUGGUGAAAAGAUUGCUGUUAAUCGAAACAACACAUUUGUGAAGUUAUUAGAGGCGGGAGGGAUCUCAGACGCUCAGGAGUUCUCGCAUUGGAAGCUUCAAAUGGUUAGAUGGCACAAAAUUGCCAUAAACGCGAGCAUGAACCCCUCCGCUGUCCUUUCCGCUGGGAGCACGAAUAAUGACAUGUCACUCGAUCCGGAGCUUUACAUCCAUUUGAAAGGUGUUAUGGAUGAAGUGUUGGAAACAGCUCCAAAGAUAUUGGGUACGAAACUACCCGAGGAAUUUGCAACCUCCGAGCAGCUGCUGAAGAGCACACAAAAAAACACGAGCGGGAGUAAACCGAGCAUGCUGCUGGAUUGGGAGCAAGGGAAGACGAUGGAGCUUGAGGUUAUCAUGGGAAAUCCAAUCCGGAUCGCGAGGAGCCACGGGCUAGAAAUGCCGAAACUACAAACACUGUAUGCAUUGCUGAGGAAAGCUCAGGAGAAUAGGAUGAAAGCGACAGCGGGGAGUAAGCUUUGAGCCCUACAUAAAGGAUUGUAGGUUGAGAGCUGUAGAUAAUACAUCAUAAUAUCUGGGCUAAUUAUUACAUGCAGUAUUUCCCCCAUUAUCAUAUAAGUCUUUGGUUCUAAUCUAGCAUAUAUCAUUAUUGACUGCAAAUGUUAAUAUUUAUGGUUAUGUGCAAUCAUAUA
Molecule: messenger RNA, 1292 nt
Organism: Sclerotinia trifoliorum
Lineage: Eukaryota; Fungi; Ascomycota; Leotiomycetes; Helotiales; Sclerotiniaceae
Source: the annotation of a GenBank genome assembly